Messenger RNA from Ruditapes philippinarum (Manila clam), 1330 nucleotides. Its product is annotated as p21-activated protein kinase-interacting protein 1-like. Gene Ontology annotation, molecular function: protein binding. The record is from RefSeq and is a predicted model, not a curated record. NCBI's taxonomy places the organism in Eukaryota, Metazoa, Mollusca, Bivalvia, Venerida, Veneridae.
AAACUACAAGUAGAAACAAGUUUUACUGACCAUUCCCACGCAGGCUGUGUAAAAUGUGUUGCUAUUUCUGGGAAAGGUGUUCUUGCAUCUGGAAGUUCAGAUGAAACAAUAAGACUUCUUAAUAUAAAGAAACAGAAAGAGUUGGGCUCACUUGUUCAUCACAAUGGUACUGUAACAAGCUUAGAGUUUCAUAAAGGUUUUUUAUUUAGUACAAGUGAAGAUAAAAAUCUGUGCUUGUGGAAAACGUUUACAUGGGAAUGUCUUAGAACAUUCAAAGGACACCAGGCUGCUGCAGAUUGUGUAUCUGUACAUCCGAGCGGAAAACUUGCCUUGACUGUUGGGCGGGACAGAGCAUUACAUACAUGGAACCUUAUAACAGGCAGAUCAGCUUAUAUCACAAAUCUUAAACAAGUUGCUAGUAUUGUGAAGUGGAGCCCUGAUGGAGAGAAGUAUGCUAUUGUUAUAGGAAACACUGUGAACAUCUACUCUGUGGAGACUGCAGACAUAAUUUUGACAAUGAAAGCUGAAGCUUCCAUCAACAGUUUGGUAUUUUUAAAUAACGAAGUAUGCUGCUAUGGUGGAGAGGGAGGGGAUGUCAUAUUUUAUGACAUCGUCAGUGAUAAACAACUAUACAAGUGCGAGACCGGUACAAAUAGAGUAAAAUGUUUCUGCAUUAGCUCACAUAACUUUAAAGAAGUCUUGGAGAAGAGAAUUUUGUGUACAGUCAGUAGUGAUGGUUUAAUAAAACUAUACAAGAUCAUAGAAAAUCAGAAGAAAAUUUCUACAGAGUUGUUGAUUGAACAUAGAUCAGGAUUUAGAGUUACAUGUCUCGCUGUAUUGGGAAAAGAUGAUGAUAACAGUUCUCCACAUGAAGGAGUUAAACUAGAGAAAACUGUAACAAAACACAAUGACAACGAUGAUGGUGGUGGCAGUGAUGAUGAUGAUGAAAGUGAUGAUGAUGAUUCUAACAGUGACACCCCAGAUGUCACUGAUGCAAAUAAACUUUCUAGAGCAAAAAGUGAAAAAACUGAAGUGAAAGUAAAUAACAACAAAACUGAUGUGAAGCCAAAAAACAGAAAAAGGAAAUUUAUUGAGUCUAGUAAAGAUCAGCAGAUAGUUCACCCAAGUCCUGUAAAUAAACAACAGAAAGUUGGCAAACAACAAAAAAAUAAAAAGCAACAUGAAGUGGUAACGAAAGAUGAUACAGUGUCAUUUAUUACCGCUGCUGACAGUAGAAAGAAAAAGUUCAAGAAAAAGAAGAAACCUAAGAAAUUUGUCAAAACGAUAUGAUUUGUUAAAAUAUAAUGCAAAAUACAUUUGAAACAAACUA